Messenger RNA from Seminavis robusta, 1227 nucleotides. The record is from the annotation of a GenBank genome assembly. Lineage: Eukaryota; Bacillariophyta; Bacillariophyceae; Naviculales; Naviculaceae.
AUGCACAAGGAACCCACAUUCGUAAAGCAACAAAAAAGGAUGUCCAUGGAGCACAGGGAUACCAAAGGCCAAGAGGCGGGGACAGCAACCGUUGAGCAUCUGACGCACAGUGAUGCUGUGGACUGUGACGAUGUUAUUUUGGAAAUGGGCCUGGCAUCUCCUUAUCAGGAUGCCAGCAGUAGCGCAAGCAUCAUGAUCUCUUCACCUGAUGCUUCGGCUGCAUCCAAUCAAGAUGAUCUUGUACAGAGCAUUUUCACAAGGACCACCACCAAAAGACAUCAGCUGCUCUGCCCAUUGACCAAACAGCCUCUUCAGGAUCCAGUGGUGAAUCCCGCCAAUGGGGUAUCGUACGAAAGAAGUGCCAUUAUCUGUGUUGAACACACUGGCCUCUACCCUCGCAAUCGAGCACUCAAGGACUACUUACAGGCAAUACAGGGGCUACAGGCUAUGGAUUCUCCGAGCACAAAUGCUUCCAAGAAGGCGCGGACAACCAAAGAUCUUUUUGCUCACUUUAUCUGCCCCAUCACCCAUGUGCUCCUGCAGGAUCCUGUCAUUGAUCAUGAAGGCAACACAUAUGAGCGUGGCGCCAUUAUGGAUUGGAUACAGCAGCACGGGGAUUCUCCCAUCACCCGGAAUCCAUUAUGCAUUGAGCAGCUCUGUGACAACACCAGCCUCUUUGAGGUAAUCAUUCAAGAAACUCUACUACUCCAACAGCAAGGAAUCGGAAAUGAUGAACUCCAAGAUUUCAAAAUGGCAGUGUCCAUGUACACACCUGGUGACACUGGAUUCACUGCUGCGCCCUACUACACCUCUCAAGUUUUGGAGGACCUACCAGUACAUCCAAAUAGGCAGCAACCACAGGAAUUGGAAAGGACAAGAACGCCACCCAAUAAUGCCAACAACCAUGCACGUUUGGUUCAACCUUGCUGCAGUACAUGGGUCUAUGUCCUUGCUUUCUUUACUGGAGCCUGGUUGGGGUUGUAUCUUGUUGCAAAGUUACUUUUACGCGACUUUUGACCUCGACUGGAGGGAAAGGGCGUGAGGCUCCUGGGGGACUGGUCCAGUCACUGGUCGCCUCAGAAAAGGCUGCACAGCUAGAUACAUGUAGCUGGCUCGAGCCCGAUUAUCGUCGUACAUGUUUGAUUUUCCCGCCAGAAGAUGGGAAAGUCUUGUCAAAGUCUGGUCUAACUACAAAGGAUUAAAUAGCCAAAAUUCUAGGUAGCUCGU